This is a messenger RNA of Alosa alosa (allis shad), 2200 nucleotides long. RefSeq lists its product as uncharacterized. Gene Ontology annotation, cellular component: cytoplasm. The transcript is spliced from 6 exons. The record is from RefSeq and is a predicted model, not a curated record. Lineage: Eukaryota; Metazoa; Chordata; Actinopteri; Clupeiformes; Clupeidae. Bases 517 to 1410 code for a protein of 297 amino acids.
GACACAGAGAGAGAGGGCGGGAGAGGAAUGCUGUGAUGUCACUCUAGCCCGGCGUACAAAGCCAUGAGGAGAGUAUAGCCAAGCCAACUCGGCUCACUCAACUCACUCAGAGCACAAGCCUGCCCGACUCUUAGCACGUGGACGUUGGACAUGGUCAGAGCAACCACCACAAGGCAAUAACCACCACGACAACGAGAACCAGACGAUAGAGGGAGAGAGUCUUUGUCUGCGAACUCAAGAGGAACUCACAAGAACUUCCUCAAAGUCUCAUCCAAUCACCACCUUUUAGAUCAGCUUCAAGAGCCAAUCAAAACGGACAUCUAACCGCCAAUCAGAAACCUUCAGGGCAGAACUUCACUUUGUCUGUCACCUCCAGGCUCAACACCAGCUGCAUCCAUCUCAGCUGAAGAAUAUCUCAGGAGAACACACCCCGUCGUUUAGUUUUCUCUCCUCUCUACCCCUGUCCAUCCCUCCUCCUCGGCCGGCUGCCGUCUGUGCUGUGAGCGUAGCGUCAGGAUGCUGCAGCAGAUUCUGAAGGACAUGUACGUGGACCCGGACGUCCUGGAGGCGCUGGGCGAUGAGCAGAAGAAGACCCUCUUCCUGAAGAUGCGUGAGGAGCAGGUGCGGCGCUGGACGGAGCGCGAGGAGAAGGAGGCCAAGGAGGACAGGAAGGAGAACAGAGCCAAGAAAGGAAACAGAAAGAGUGUGACGUGGCUUUUGGGCCGUGACGGAGACGUCCAUGUGCGUGUGAUCGGAGACACGGACACGGAGAGAUCACCCAAACACCUUCUCGCAGAGCUCAGGCAGAACGGAAGCAUCCGGAUGAAACACAACAGUGAACCACUCAAGAACAACCAAGUGGAUCAAAACGACAUACAGUUGGAUCUCAAGAAACCUGAGAAGCUGUGUGAAUCAGGCAGCACGGCGCCCGUCCCAGAGGACCCGAGGCAGGCGUCAGGUUCGCCAAGCCUUGCCAACUGCAUGCAGGACAGCAAGGACGACUCCGAUGACUCGGGCACCGUAGAGGACGACCUGAAGGACCCCUCAGAGGAGGAGGAGAAUUCGGGAAGCGCCUCGGACGACCUCAGCGACUCGGGCGUCUUUUUCAAAUCCCACUGCAGGGACCCUGGCCUGUCAAUCAUCACCCGCAAGCCCCACCCCCAGGACACUCAGCCAUCCGUGAAAGAAAGGCUGUCGGUCAAGGAGAAGCCUCUUCCUCAGGAGAGUCAGGGAGGAGACAAAGAUGUCUCUAAGGACACGCCCUCCUCCUCCCUCCAUGGCAACCGCGUGGCACAGCUGAGACGAAACUUUGGUGUCGCCGGUAGCAACAGCGUGCCCACAGGUGUCAAACCUCCAGUGCCCACCAAACCAGCUCACCUGCAGCGCCAGUCAGUCACGAUGUCACGAUGAGAUGACACAUACACACACACACACACACACACAUCUGUAAAUAAACACACCACAACACACAAGCAACACCAUGGAGGCAUGCUUACAUACAUGUACAUAAACACAACACAUAAAGGUCAAUAAAUGAACCAAACAUAUUUUCCCCAUUGCUCCAGAGACUUGGAGACACUAUGGAAUACACAGAAUAUACUUCAGCAAUCUCUGAAGGUGUCUUGCAUGUGUGUGUGUGUGUGUGUGCAUGUGUGCGUGUGUGCUAGUGUUGCUUACAUAAGCACUGUAAAUAUGUUCAUUUGUAUAGUAAUGCCACUUCCACACCUGCCCCCAUACAAACACACACAUUCAGUAUUCAUAUAGAGAGUAUACAAAGGAUACAGCAUGCCUGAUAUGCUCCAUUGUAUGAUUGACAUGGUCAGACUGUGUGUGAGGUGGUCAUUAGAUCUCCACUGGCACUAUUCAAGUGCAUUAUAAGGAAACAUAAUGUGUGUGCUUGCACUAUGGGGUGUCCUGAGGUCAAAUUUUGUACAUGUGUAUUGGCCAUAUGUUUAAAGCCAACAGAAAUAUGUCCCCUUUGGCGCCCUGUAGUAUGUCUUUUUCAAUGUCCCACCUGAAACAUGGUUGCAAACCCCUACUACAGCACUGACAUCUGUCUCUCUGUGUGUCAGACUCCUCCAAAGGGCACGGAGACCAAAGUUUGUACUGUAUAGUUUUAUACUGUGUCAUGUUGGGUUUGUAUAGUUUUAUACUGUGUCAUGUUGGGUUCUUGAGAUCAAUAAAAACCUUGUACUGGUCA